AUGUUGAGUAAACUCAAACCUUUAUACGGGGUUCUUUCCACGCAGUUUGUGCACGAACAGAAGGAAUCCAUCGCUCACGCCAUCUCUACCGUUCAGAAAAUAAGCUACGACAACGCCUGGUAUGGUUCGCUCUUUCGCGUCGGCGAGGCCGAAUCUUUGACCGAUCUGAUUAUGGGGUUUUUAGUGGAAUGGUUGAUGGGAUAUAUUAUUUUAUACCCUUUUGCCGCGCUCUACUACGCGGUGUGGGUCGCGCCAUGGAGCGUUUACGCCUAUUGCUCCGGCUUUUCCGGUAUUCUACCUGCCUUGUUGGCCUAUGUUAUCGCGGUGAUGAUUAUGUUUUCACCUCUUUUGAUAUUGAUGGGUGGGGUUUAUCUGAUUUACAGCAAACACCUUCGCGGAAUGCCUAAUUUAUCCACCCGAGCGAGGCGCCGCAAUCAGACUCAUGAGGACUAAAAUAAAGAAAAAGUGGGAUAUAGGGCCCAAAUGCUCAUAGACUUUUCAAAUAGCAAAAUGGAUCAUUAUUUCGAUUUAUUGGUAUCUAAACUAUUAUUCGGAUGGAUCGGGGAUUCUGUUGUGCUUAUUCUUUUUCCAGCUUUCUCUUCCAAAUAUUCACAGCUCAGAAAAUUUCAAUUAAUAAAAUGAUAAAUAUCUAUCACAGCAUGUGCGGAUAUUUAUGGGAUACAGUUGUAGAUUUAUAACGAUGUGAAAUGCUAGAAAGGAAA
This is a messenger RNA of Phytomonas sp. Hart1, 722 nucleotides long. NCBI's taxonomy places the organism in Eukaryota, Euglenozoa, Kinetoplastea, Trypanosomatida, Trypanosomatidae. The record is from the annotation of a GenBank genome assembly.